CGAGCGUGUUGGGGGUUCGCAGGAGGUUACUCACCAAGGCCGGUGACGGCUCCAUCGUCCUCGUCCGUGCACUCCAAGGACUUUAGCCCGCUACCCCAUGGCGCCUUCCACAUGGAUGGCCCUUGUGCUGCUCUUCAGCCCCUUCAUUGGAGCGAGCAUGACACAGGACACAUGGACCAGUGACUGCGACGGUGUGUGCGGGUCGGCAUGGGCAGGAACGUGCGUUGUGCCGAGCGUCAAAAACAACGAGAUAGACCCUGCAUCGUCCUCACUUCCUGUUACACUAUCGUCUUCCUUCCACUGCUUGCCCUUAUCGGGAACUUCGACAGCCAUGCUCACAAUCAAUGCCAAUGAUUCACUCAAUGCAACCAACCACGCCUACAACGUUCGCCACAUCAACGUGAACUGGGCCAAAAUCAACGCCACAUCAGUUUCUUUGUCUGGCGUCGGUGGCCGCGACCUCGUGGCCCUCACGUUUCCCACGACCAACCCCUGGGGUGACCUCACACAUCUUUCCAUCAGGCACUUGAAUGCGUCCGUUCUCCCUCCAUUUCCCUCCACCCUUCGAACACUGAACCUCGUCGACUGCCAACUUGAGGACGCUCCUUCCCCGUUGCCGCUGCACCUCACGGCCCUAGACUUGACGUCAAACUUUCUCCGGUCGUUUCCCAUCAGUAUUUAUGCCUUGACGUCCCUCACACACCUCAAUUUGUCCAACAACCCGAUUCCACCGCAGUCGCUCACGCUUCGCGACCUUGCGUUUACCUCGACCCUCGAAUUCUUUCAACUCGACGCAACGUCUCCGUCGAUGGCCCCGCACUUGGUUCGAGCCGAUCCCGCUUCCCCAUCAUCCGCCUCUUCGUCCAGCCUCAUCGUGGUGCUUGUGGGUAUUGGCGUCGGCCUUCUCCUCCUCGUUGCAGUCUUUCUGUACGUGCUACGGCGCCGGCAGCUCCGAGACCGACAGGAUCGUCAAAUCCAAGAUAAUCCGCUGACGACCAUGGACCACAUCUACCAGGCAGCGUUCGCCGGCGCCAAGCACAAGCGUCCGCUACACUCGAUCCUCAAGCAGUCGUCGUCGUCGAUGUCGCUCGCGUCGGAAAAGGUAUCUGCCUUCCACGCGAGUGUCACGGCCGACAUCGAGCUCGCCCGCGUGCGGUUGCAGCUCGAUUCGCUUGUGUGCACCCGCCUCCUCGCGCACUCAAGGACGCAUUUGCAUCAGAUCUACCUCGGACAGUGCGAUGACCUUGCAGUCGUUCUCAAAAAAGUCGCGACCACAUUGUCUGCCGACGAGAUCGACGCGGCGGCGACGCACCUCAUGGACGAAAUGCGCAUGCUCGGUCGCCUGCGCCACCCACACGUGGUCAAUUUGAUCGGGGUCGCAUGGGACGACAUGCACACCCCGGUCGCGGCCACGGCCUGCGGCGUCAUGGAAUACAUGAACCAAGGCGAUCUCCGCUCGAUUCUGGACGCGGCGCCUCUCACUUGGACGGACGCCAAAUUUGCCAUGGCACUUCACAUCGCGAGGGCGUGCUUGUAUCUCCACACGCAAAACCCCGUGCUUAUUCAUCGCGACCUCCGCGCUCAGAAUGUGCUCGUCCAUCGCCCUCUGAACGACCUGGACGACCAUCCAGGUCUUGACGCAGCCGAUCAUGGCGCGGACAAGACAAGCAGCGUUCGGUUUCUGUGCAAGCUGACCAACUUUACGUCCGCCCGCGUCCGGUCGUACGUGGACACGAUGACAUCGGGAGUUGGCAGCGCCAAGUGGGUGGCCCCCGAAGUUCUCCGAGGCGACGACUACUCGGAGCGCGUCGACAUGUACUCGUUUGGAGUUGUCUUGUGCGAACUCGACACACACGCGCUGCCGUUCGCAGACCGCGCGACAGAUGUCGACUCGACGCGCGGAGGCCAGAGGUCGCUCGUCCAAGACAUCAUGACUGGGAAAGCUCUGCCGCAGUUCACUCCAACGUGCCCUGUCCCGAUUUUGCAGCUCGCCAAGCAGUGCCUCCAACUGGACCCGGCAAAUCGACCCACCGCCCGCGCCGUCGUCGACACACUGGAGCGGAUCGUCCAAGAGCAUGCUUGGGGCGGGCGCAACGGUGACGGCAUAUACGUGUGAGGUCAGGUGGAGAUGUAACAGAUGAUUUAUUGAGCUUCAAACACAAACACGUCGUCCAUUUCGAAGUUGGCAGCGUCGUCGUCGUCCGAUUCAUCUUCCUUGUCUUCGUCCUGCUCUUCGAGACAGAGGCGGUCGAGGCUGAGCCGGUUGUCUGUGUGAGACGACAGGCGUUCUCGCCGCAGAGACUCCAUGGAGCGCAUGACUGCAAGAGAGGGGGACUUGGACAAGUCGUCGGAGGCCGGGAAUGGCGCCGUCAUGGUCGCGGCGUGGCGCGGCAUGUGCAAGAAGCCGACUUGAGCAGGACACGAACUGGCAAACUGCACAACAGUUUCUCGUCUAGUUGACGAAGAUGAGGAUGAAGGACGGUCGAGAUCUAGCGGAGGGGGUGGAAGGUGCAACGGCGGCAUGGGAUGCGCAGACAGAAAAGUCGAGCUCGGGUCUGGGAGUGACCCAAUCAGAGGGGUGCGGGGAGCACUACGUUGUUUCGACGAUGACGCGAGAUGCGGAGGCAAGGCCAUCAAGUGACGCGGUGCAGGGCACGAAUGCGCUUGCGUGUUUGUGUGAAGGUUGGCGGAAGAGGCAGACGUCGAGGACCCCGUCGGUGGAUGGAUAGCAAUUGCGCGACUGGCUUCUUUGGGUCCAUGCAGCGCAAUAACGGAGGACGGCGACAGAGUACUGCUACUCAUGAUAUGAUGGACGUCCCUCGGCACUGAUACGUGGUGUGACCGUUGGAUUCCUUGUCACGACGCGGCUGGAGCAGUGGCGGUGUGAUCGGCUGCGCUCUGGUUGCCGCUCUCUCUUUGGCAGGUCGACC
This is a messenger RNA of Aphanomyces invadans, 2930 nucleotides long. Its product is annotated as TKL protein kinase. Gene Ontology annotation, biological process: protein phosphorylation. NCBI's taxonomy places the organism in Eukaryota, Oomycota, Saprolegniomycetes, Saprolegniales, Verrucalvaceae. The coding region runs from base 98 to 2116 and encodes 672 amino acids. Gene Ontology annotation, molecular function: ATP binding; protein tyrosine kinase activity; protein binding. The record is from RefSeq and is a predicted model, not a curated record. The transcript is spliced from 8 exons.